AUGGCGCCCAUCAUUAUUAUUGGAGCAGGCCUUGUAGGCUUGACUCUAGCACAGGCGUUGAAAAAGGCUGGAUUUGAGUUCGAGUUCUAUGACAGAGAUAGCAGUCUCGAAGAGCGUCCGGCGGGAUGGGGCAUUACAAUGCACUGGGCACUUUCUGCCCUUGAAUCUUGCCUGCCUGCAGAUGUCUUUAGGCAACUUUUGUCUAUUCAAGUAAAUCCGGCGGAAGGUGGAAAAGAAAGUGACUGCUAUCGCUUUUUGGACCUUGAGACAGGCCAGGACAAAUAUCGCUUUCCCUCAUCGACUCACUAUCAACUAAACCGAAAAGCGUUUCGUCAACUUCUCAGCACUGUCCUCAACGUUCACUGGGGGAAACGAUUCACAGGAUUCAAUCCCACCGAAGACAGCGUCCUGGUCAAAUUUGAUGAUGGAUCUACAGUACAAGGCUCAAUGCUCCUCGUCGUGGAUGGCAAAAAUAGUCGCACGAAACGGUUACUAGUGGGUGAAGAGAAGUCCAAGCUGAAUCCGCUCCCGGUUGCGUUUGUGGGUAUCAGCCUGCGCUUGUCCCCCGAGAAGAUGAAGCCAUUUCGGGAUAUCCACCCUGUGCUUUGGCAAGGAACGCACCCAGGUACCGGGUACUACCUAUUUUCCUCAAUGCUGUCGACGCCCCAGAGCAAUGGGAGUGUCGGUACAGAUAAAGAGUUCUAUGAAGGUCAGUUCAACAUGAGCUGGCUCGUCGACCGCAAUGGACCAUUGCCAAAGUCUCCAGCAGACCAACUGGCUCGCGUUAAGCAAGCAGCUGGGAGUGACACCGGUUUCUUUUCUAGCCUGCGACAAGCUAUCAUGGAUAUACCGGAUGACAGUCCGAUGCUUGAGAUCAGGUUGGAGGACUGGCCCACCCAAGACUGGCCUUCGAUUGGAGGAAGAGUGUCACUCCUUGGUGAUGCCGCUCAUACAAUGACAAUGUAUCGGGGCGAAGCUGCUAAUCAUGGUAUAUGUGACGCUGCACGGUUGCGGGAUGAACUUGCACUGUGGAGAGAUGGAAAGCAAUCUCUAGAGCGAGCAUUACACAAGUACCAGAUGGAGGUCAAGAGCCGCACUCACGAUGCAGUGAUAAUGAGCCGUCACGCUUGUCUUGACUGCCAUGAUCUAAACUCUCUCAAAGUGGAUAGUCCAGUUUUCCAGGUGGUCGGCAUACAUUUGAAGUUAGAGAAUCAUAAUGACCUCUUUGAUUGA
Molecule: messenger RNA, 1233 nt
Organism: Penicillium subrubescens
Lineage: Eukaryota; Fungi; Ascomycota; Eurotiomycetes; Eurotiales; Aspergillaceae
Product: FAD-dependent oxidoreductase
Exons: 3
Coding region: 1-1233 (410 amino acids)
Molecular function (GO): FAD binding
Source: RefSeq, a predicted model, not a curated record